Molecule: messenger RNA, 10845 nt
Organism: Pelobates fuscus (common spadefoot toad)
Lineage: Eukaryota; Metazoa; Chordata; Amphibia; Anura; Pelobatidae
Gene: NBEA
Product: neurobeachin
Exons: 58
Coding region: 351-9077 (2908 amino acids)
Biological process (GO): intracellular protein localization
Cellular component (GO): membrane; cytosol
Molecular function (GO): protein kinase binding
Source: RefSeq, a predicted model, not a curated record
AACAUGGCGGAGCUGUGAGCGGUGUCUGUCCUCAUCACAACAACGCCAGCCGCAGCCGCCACCGCAGGACCCGCUCCCCCAGCCCAGCUCAGCCAGCCCAGCUCCCGGUACCGCCCGCCCUCACCCCAUCCCACCCCGCCCAGCACAGCGAGCAGGACCCGGCAGGUGUGAUGGAGGGGAGCUCGGUGUGUGCCGAUCCCCGCAGCCCGGUCUGCCGCCGCCACUGACAGCCCGGUCCCCGCCGCCAUCCGUGACCCCCGCUCUCCGUGCCCGGCCCUCCCUGGAUCACAGCCGAUAUCCCAACCAGCCAGCCAGCCAGCCAGCGCUCCGUGCCGGCCCGGGGGCCAGCCAUGGCCAGCGACAAGCCCCUCACCGGGGCCGUGUGUCCGGACCCCCCGGGGGGCUCGGGAUCCAUGGUGCUGCCCGGCGGGGUCAUCAACCCGUCCGUGCCCAUCAGGAACAUGAGGAUGAAAUUCGCCGUGCUCAUCGGGCUCAUCCAGGUCGGGGAGGUCAGCAACCGGGACAUCGUGGAGACCGUGCUCAACCUGUUGGUUGGUGGAGAGUUCGAUCUGGAGAUGAACUUUAUUAUUCAGGAUGCGGAAAGUAUAACGUGCAUGUCCGAACUGCUGGAGCACUGUGAUGUAACGUGCCAGGCUGAAAUAUGGAGCAUGUUCACAGCCAUUCUACGGAAAAGUGUCCGUAACCUACAGACCAGCACAGAAGUUGGACUCAUUGAGCAAGUGCUUUUGAAGAUGAGCUCAGUAGACGACAUGAUUGCAGAUCUUCUGGUUGACAUGCUCGGAGUGAUGGCCAGUUACAGUAUCACUGUCAAAGAGCUGAAGCUGCUGUUCAGCAUGUUACGUGGAGAAAAUGGAGUCUGGCCAAGACAUGCAGUUAAACUGUUAUCAGUCCUCAAUCAGAUGCCACAAAGACACGGACCAGACACGUUUUUCAACUUCCCAGGACGGAGUGCUGCUGCUAUUGCAUUGCCUCCUAUUGCCAAGUGGCCUUACCAAAAUGGUUUCACUCUAAAUACGUGGUUUCGCAUGGACCCAUUAAACAAUAUCAAUGUGGACAAGGAUAAGCCUUAUCUUUAUUGUUUUCGCACAAGUAAAGGUGUGGGUUAUUCUGCACAUUUUGUUGGUAACUGCUUGAUAGUGACUUCGCUGAAAUCAAAAGGAAAAGGAUUUCAGCACUGUGUGAAGUACGAUUUCCAGCCACGCAAGUGGUAUAUGAUCAGCAUUGUGCACAUCUAUAACCGUUGGCGGAACAGUGAAAUACGCUGUUAUGUGAAUGGUCAGCUAGUUUCCUACGGUGACAUGGCCUGGCAUGUCAACACCAAUGAUAGCUAUGACAAAUGCUUUCUUGGGUCGUCAGAAACUGCAGACGCAAACAGAGUGUUUUGUGGUCAGCUCGGGGCUGUAUAUGUAUUUAUUGAAGCUCUGAAUCCUGCACAGAUUUUUGCAAUACAUCAGCUCGGACCAGGCUACAAGAGUACGUUUAAAUUUAAAUCGGAGAGUGAUAUCCAUCUUGCAGAACACCACAAACAAGUUUUAUAUGACGGAAAACUAGCGAGCAGUAUAGCUUUCACUUACAAUGCAAAGGCCACAGACGCACAGCUCUGCCUCGAAUCGUCACCAAAGGAAAACCCUUCCAUUUUUGUGCAUUCCCCGCAUGCUUUAAUGCUUCAGGAUGUUAAAGCUAUUGUAACACACUCCAUACACAGUGCAAUUCACUCCAUCGGUGGAAUCCAGGUUCUCUUUCCCCUUUUUGCCCAGCUGGACAAUCGGCAGUUGAAUGAUAGUCAGGUGGAAACCACAGUCUGUGCGACUCUCUUGGCUUUCCUGGUUGAGCUGUUAAAGAGUUCAGUAGCCAUGCAAGAGCAAAUGCUUGGUGGCAAAGGUUUUUUGGUCAUUGGCUACCUCUUGGAAAAGUCUUCAAGGGUUCACAUAACCCGAGCAGUCUUGGAGCAGUUUCUGUCAUUUGCAAAGUACUUAGAUGGCUUGUCUCAUGGGGCUCCUUUAUUGAAGCAACUCUGUGAUCAUAUCCUAUUCAAUCCUGCGAUUUGGAUACACACCCCUGCAAAGGUGCAGCUCGCACUGUACACCUAUUUAUCAGCUGAGUUUAUCGGCACUGCCACUAUCUACACCACCAUCCGACGGGUGGGCACAGUAUUACAGCUAAUGCAUACUCUGAAAUAUUACUACUGGGUUGUAAAUCCAACAGACAGCAGUGGCAUUAAUCCAAAAGGUCUCGAUGGAUCCCGACCCUCUCAAAAAGAAAUCAUUUCGCUGCGAGCAUUUAUGUUACUGUUUUUGAAGCAGCUUAUUCUCAAGGAUCGAGGUGUCAAAGAAGAUGAGCUACAGAGCAUAUUAAACUACUUGCUGACAAUGCAUGAGGACGAGAAUAUUCAUGAUGUUCUGCAGCUAUUAGUGGCUCUAAUGUCUGAACAUCCUGCUUCGAUGAUACCUGCAUUUGAUCAGAGGAACGGGAUACGGGUCAUUUAUAAAUUAUUGGCUUCUAAAAGUGAAAGUAUCCGUGUACAAGCUCUGAAGGUCCUGGGAUAUUUUCUCAAGCACUUGGGUCACAAGAGGAAAGUUGAAAUUAUGCACACCCACAGCCUGUUCACUCUGCUCGGAGAGCGACUGAUGCUUCAUACGAAUACAGUGUCUGUAACAACAUAUAACACACUCUAUGAGAUAUUAACGGAACAGGUUUGCACACAGGUUGUCCACAAGCCUCACCCAGAGCCAGAUUCGACGGUAAAAAUUCAAAAUCCAAUGAUUUUGAAGGUCGUAGCAACGCUGCUUAAAAAUUCCACACCAAGUUCUGAGCUAAUGGAAGUACGCCGCCUGUUCCUGUCUGACAUGAUAAAGCUUUUUAGUAACAGCCGGGAGAAUAGACGAUGCCUUCUUCAGUGCUCCGUGUGGCAGGAUUGGAUGUUUUCUCUUGGUUAUAUCAAUCCGAAGAAUUCUGAAGAACAGAAAAUCACAGAGAUGGUAUACAACAUAUUCCGAAUACUUCUGUACCACGCAAUAAAGUAUGAGUGGGGAGGCUGGAGAGUCUGGGUCGAUACCCUCUCCAUAGCUCAUUCCAAGGUCACUUAUGAAGCUCACAAGGAAUACUUGGCAAAAAUGUAUGAAGAAUAUCAAAGGCAAGAGGAAGAAAAUAUCAAAAAGGGGAAGAAGGGAAAUGUAAGCACUAUAUCUGGACUUUCAUCUCAGGCAGCAGCUGUUAAGGGAGGCCUGGAAAUUCGAGAAAUAGAAGAUCUCUCACAUAGUCUAAGUCCCGAAAGUGAUGCGGAUUAUCCUGUUAAUACGGAUACUAGAGAUUUGCUGAUAGCUACAAAAAUUUCUGAUGAUGCUCUUACAAGUCCAGAUCAGCCAACUGGUGGAGUCCGUGUGGAAGUUCACGAUCUCUUGGUUGACAUUAAGGCUGAAAAGGUUGAAGCCACUGAGGUAAAACUUGACGACUUAGAUUUAUCUCCUGAGACACUGGUGAGUGGUGAAAAUGGAGCUCUUGUUGAGGUGGAGUCAUUAUUAGAUAAUGUCUACAGUGCAGCUGUCGAAAAGCUCCAAAAUAAUGUUCAUGACAGUGUUGGCAUUAUCAAAGAAAAUGAAGAAAAAGAUGGUCCUCUGAUUACGUUGGCUGAUGAAAAAGACCAAACGACUCCAAAUAAUACCUCAUUCCUUUUUGAUAAGAUGACGCAUUCAGAUGACAAACUCUUACCUGAACUGACUGGUGGCAACCAUAUUACUAUUGGAAGUGUUCAGGAUGCUCAUGUUCACAUUGGUGUUAAUGAUGACCUUGGUUUGCUUGCUCACAUGACUGGCAGUGUAGACCUCACAUGUGCAUCGGGAGUCAUCGGGGACAAGGAUUUCAAGAUCCAUACUACAGCUGACAGCUUAAAUAGCAUUUCUGAUAGGGAGUUGGCUUCAUCCUCAAAAGCACUUGAAUAUGCUCAGAUGACUGCUACAACUCUCGAAACAGAAUCUUCUGGAAGCAAAUCCAUAGUAAAUAUGGAUGCAAGUAGCACCGUAUCCGAUACAGAAAGAUCCGAUGAUGGCAGAGAUCUUGGAAAAGAAAUUAAGAAAAUCCAAACUACAACUACUACAACACAGGCUGUCCAAGGGCGAUCAAUGAGCCAGCAUGAACGAGAUCUGCGUGUUGAUUUGGGAUUCCGAGGAAUGCCGAUGACAGAGGAGCAGCGUCGGCAGUUCAGUCCUGGGCCGCGUACUACAAUGUUCCGCAUCCCUGAGUUCAAGUGGUCUCCGAUGCAUCAGCGAUUGCUGACUGAUUUGUUAUUCGCACUAGAAACUGAUGUGCAUGUUUGGAGAAGCCAUUCAACCAAGUCGGUCAUGGAUUUUGUCAAUAGCAAUGAAAACAUCAUAUUCGUGCAUAACACUAUUCACCUGAUUUCCCAAAUGGUUGACAAUAUCAUUAUAGCGUGUGGAGGAAUAUUGCCUUUGUUGUCUGCAGCCACUUCCCCGACUGGUUCUAAGGUUAGUAUAUCAGAUACGGAGUUGGAGAACAUUGAAGUAACGCAAGGGAUGUCAUCGGAAACGGCGGUCACUUUCCUUAGUCGGCUCAUGGCCAUGGUGGACGUUCUGGUCUUUGCCAGCUCUCUGAAUUUCAGUGAGAUAGAAGCGGAGAAGAACAUGUCUUCUGGUGGCUUAAUGCGCCAGUGUCUGAGGCUUGUUUGUUGUGUAGCUGUGAGAAACUGCCUGGAAUGUCGACAGAGGCAAAGAGAGAGAGCAACCAAGGGCUCCAUGUCCAACACUAAAGUCCAGGACAACUUGCAGAAUGUGUCGGCUUCUUCUGCAACAAAGCCCCCAGUAGACAAUGUUCCUGGCAAUAUUUCGCCAAUUAAGGACCCAGAUCGACUUCUUCAAGAUGUUGAUAUUAAUCGCCUGCGAGCAGUAGUUUUCAGAGAUGUGGAUGACAGCAAGCAGGCCCAGUUUUUAGCAUUGGCUGUUGUUUACUUUAUAUCUGUACUGAUGGUCUCGAAAUACCGUGAUAUAUUGGAACCUCAGCGGGAAACGGCAAGGUCUGCAAACCAAGCUGCACGAAAUAUCAGACAAGAAAUAAAUUCACCCACCAGUACAGAUACCCCAGCCUUGUUUCCUGACAUCAAAGAGAAAGAGACUCCGACACCCAUCGAGGAGCUGCAUCUAGAGACCUCCAUCCCUCACACAGAUUCCGGGAUCGGAGAAGAACACAUUAGCAGCAUUUUAAAUGGAACUGAUCUAGAUUCAAGUUUAAGUCCAGACGUCAUGGGCGAACUGUUGUCUACACUGUCCUCUGACGUAAAGAAGUCCCAGGAAAGCUUAACAGACAGCCCAAGUGAUAUGCUCAAACCAGCAUCCUCCAUAUCAAGCAUCAGCCAAAGCAAAGGCAUCAACGUCAAAGAGAUCUUAAAGAGCCUUGUAGCUGCCCCCUUUGAAAUUGCCGAGGCUGGACCGGACCCAGUACCAUAUCCAGAUCCAGCAUUAAAAAGAGAAGCCCAAGCCAUUCUCCCAAUGCAGUUCCAUUCUUUUGACAGGAGUGUAGUUGUACCCGUGAAAAAGCCUCCUCCUGGUAGCUUGGCUGUUAACACGGUUGGCACCGCCAGUGGUGGAGGUCUAACACCAAGCACAACACCAAAUAUAUUUGCUGCAGCUGGAGCAACUCCCAAAAGUAUGAUUAAUACAACAGGUGCUGUAGAUUCCGCCUCUUCCUCCUCCUCUUCGUCCUCUAGUUUUGUUAAUGGUGCUACAAGCAAAAACCUUCCAGCGGUGCAGACAGUGGCCCCCAUGCCAGAAGACUCGGCAGAGAAUAUGAGCAUCACCGCCAAACUGGAAAGAGCCUUAGAAAAGGUCGCACCUCUCCUGCGUGAAAUUUUUGUCGAUUUUGCCCCCUUUCUGUCUCGGACACUGCUUGGAAGUCAUGGACAAGAGCUCUUAAUUGAAGGUCUUGUCUGCAUGAAGUCCAGCACGUCGGUGGUUGAGUUAGUCAUGCUGCUUUGCUCGCAGGAGUGGCAAAAUUCGAUCCAAAAGAAUGCCGGACUUGCGUUUAUCGAACUUAUCAACGAAGGAAGACUCUUGUGCCAUGCCAUGAAGGAUCACAUAGUGCGUGUUGCAAACGAAGCCGAGUUUAUUUUAAACAGACAGCGAGCGGAGGAUGUACACAAACACGCAGAGUUUGAGUCCCAGUGUGCUCAGUAUGCCGCUGAUCGGAAAGAAGAGGAGAAGAUGUGUGACCAUCUAAUCAGUGCUGCGAAACACAGAGACCAUGUCACAGCCAAUCAGUUAAAGCAGAAGAUCCUUAACAUUCUGACCAAUAAGCACGGAGCCUGGGGUGCCAUCUCCCAGAGCCAACUCCAUGACUUCUGGCGGUUAGAUUACUGGGAAGAUGACCUUCGACGGCGAAGACGUUUUGUGCGAAAUGCAUUUGGUUCUACACAUUCAGAUGCAAGACUAAAAUCUGCCAUUGAAUAUGGUACUGAUGAAGAUGUCAUGAAAUCGAAGAAGGCUUUCCGAAGCCAGGCUGCAGUUAAUCAAAAUGCCGAAGCAGAGUUAAUGCUGGAAGGGGAUGAUGAUGCCGUUAGUUUGCUUCAAGAGAAGGAAAUCGACAAUCUCGCAGGUCCUGUUGUACUCAGCACCCCAGCUCAGCUCAUUGCACCCAUUGUGGUGGCUAAAGGCACCCUUUCCAUUACCACCACUGAAAUCUACUUCGAGGUGGAUGAAGAAGACAUUAGCUUUAAGAAGGUCGACCCCAAAGUCCUUGCGUACACAGAAGGUUUACAUGGAAAAUGGAUGUUCAGCGAGAUUCGAGCAGUUUUCUCAAGGCGCUACCUCUUGCAAAACACCGCUCUGGAGGUGUUUAUGGCUAAUCGCACGUCAGUUAUGUUCAAUUUUCCCGACCAAGCCACUGUUAAAAAAGUCGUAUACAGCCUUCCUCGGGUUGGAGUGGGCACCAGUUAUGGAUUGCCUCAAGCAAGGAGAAUAUCUCUGGCCACUCCUAGGCAGCUUUUUAAAUCCUCAAACAUGACUCAGCGAUGGCAACGACGGGAGAUUUCAAACUUUGAAUACUUGAUGUUCCUCAAUACCAUAGCAGGCCGUACCUACAAUGACUUGAAUCAGUAUCCAGUUUUUCCAUGGGUGUUAACAAAUUACGAAUCUGAAGAGCUGGACUUGACUUUACCAGGAAACUUCAGGGAUCUUUCAAAGCCAAUUGGUGCUUUGAAUCCAAAGAGAGCUGUGUUUUACGCUGAGCGCUACGAAAAUUGGGAAGAUGACCAGACUCCCCCAUACCACUACAACACACAUUACUCCACCUCAACAUUUACACUCUGCUGGCUUGUUCGAAUUGAGCCCUUUACUACGUUUUUCUUAAAUGCCAAUGAUGGAAAAUUCGACCAUUCAGACCGAACAUUUUCUUCUGUUGCCAGAUCUUGGAGAAAUAGCCAAAGAGAUACGUCAGAUGUAAAGGAACUCAUUCCAGAGUUUUACUACCUACCAGAGAUGUUUGUCAACAGCAACGGGUAUAAUUUUGGAGUUCGGGAAGACAGUGUAGUUGUCAAUGAUGUAGACCUUCCUGCGUGGGCAAAAAAUCCUGAAGAUUUUGUCCGAAUCAAUAGAAUGGCUCUAGAAAGUGAAUUUGUAUCAUGUCAGCUACAUCAGUGGAUAGACCUCAUCUUUGGUUACAAGCAAAGAGGGCCAGAAGCUGUGCGGGCAUUAAAUGUCUUUCACUACCUAACGUAUGAAGGCUCUGUAAACUUAGACAGUAUCACCGAUGCAGUACUGCGAGAGAUUCCCGAAGCGUAUUUUAUUAGAGAUCCCCACACUUUCCUUCUCACUGGGGAUUAUGUUAAGGCCAUGGAGGCACAGAUACAGAAUUUUGGACAGACGCCAUCUCAGUUGCUUAUUGAACCACAUCCGCCUCGAAGCUCUGCCAUGCACCUGUGUUUCCUUCCGCAGAGUCCGCUCAUGUUUAAAGAUCAGAUGCAGCAGGAUGUUAUAAUGGUGCUAAAAUUUCCAUCGAACUCACCAGUCACCCAUGUUGCGGCCAAUACGCUGCCUCAUCUGACCAUCCCUGCGGUGGUAACCGUGACCUGCAGCAGGAUGUUUGCUGUAAAUAGAUGGCAUAAUACUGUUGGCCUGAGGGGAGCCCCUGGUUACUCAUUGGACCAAGCCCAUCACCUGCCCAUCGAAAUGGAUUCACUGAUUGCCAAUAACUCUGGAGUCAGCAAGCGGCAGAUUACAGAUCUAGUGGAUCAGAGCAUACAGAUCAAUGCACACUGUUUUGUGGUCACGGCUGACAAUCGCUACAUUCUUAUUUGUGGGUUCUGGGACAAAAGCUUCAGGGUAUACUCAACAGAAACAGGGAAAUUGACUCAGAUUGUCUUUGGACACUGGGAUGUGGUCACUUGUCUUGCGAGAUCAGAAUCGUACAUUGGUGGUGAUUGUUACAUUGUCUCUGGAUCCCGUGAUGCAACUUUAUUACUGUGGUACUGGAGUGGGAGACAUCAUAUCAUUGGUGACAACCCAAAUAACAGUGAUUACCCAGCACCCCGAGCUGCUCUCACUGGCCACGACCAUGAAGUUGUUUGUGUAUCAGUGUGUGCCGAACUGGGCCUCGUUAUCAGUGGAGCUAAAGAAGGACCAUGUUUAGUUCACACAAUCACUGGAGAUUUGCUAAGAGCUUUAGAGGGACCAGACAACUGCCUGUACCCCCGCUUAAUAUCCGUCUCCAGUGAAGGCCACUGUAUUAUAUACUACGAGCGAGGGCGCUUCUGCAACUUUAGCAUCAAUGGAAAACUUCUGGGUCAGAUGGAAAUUAAUGAUUCUACCAGGGCCAUCCUAUUGAGCAGCGAUGGACAGAAUCUAGUGACAGGAGGAGAUAAUGGUGUUGUGGAAGUCUGGCAAGCCUGUGAUUUCAAACAGCUCUACAUAUACCCUGGCUGUGACGCAGGGAUACGGGCAAUGGAUCUGUCACAUGAUCAGAGGACUCUGAUUACAGGCAUGGCUUCUGGUAGCAUUGUAGCUUUUAAUAUAGAUUUUAACCGAUGGCAUUAUGAACAUCAGAACAGAUACUAAGGGGGACAGAAGUGCUGAAAGCCAAAUUGGAGCUGAGAGCGCAAGCAGUACAGUGAAAAGACAUAGCCUUCUCUGAUGGAACUCCAAGUCUACAUUGACCUCCGUUGUACAUUCCAUUACACCCAGCAAUAGCUGUACAUUGUAGUCCGCGACCACUUCACUUUGUGUGUUUUUUUUCCACAAUUGAACACCAGCUGCUGAAAAGCAAGCUUGUACCAUGUAAAUUAUUUGAGGAUUAGGAGAUGUUUGGUAAUUAUUUCAACAAUAUUUAUUUUCUGAACAAGGUGGUAGGACUCAUUUCAAAGAGACUUUUGUCCAGCUGUUAUGGUGUUUUGUUCACGAAUCUUACAUCCCAUUUCCAGCCUCUUUUCAAGCUGUGAAAAAAAUAUAAAAUAAAAAAAAGUGAAAAAAAAAUAUAAAAAAAAUAUGUUUGAUACUUUGUACAUCAGAUGCACAUCUUGACUUUAAAAGGGAUACUUUUGUAAAAGUAAAACCUUGUAUAAUGAACAAAACAAAACAAAAAAAGUUUCUUAGUUUUAUUGUGAAGCUCCAAUGUGCUUGUACUUAUAUACCUGACAACUUGACCAAGCAGGUAUAUCACAGAAAAGAAAAGGGGUGCAGCUUGUAUUAAUAGUUUGAUUUUGGGCUUGUCUGAUCAUUUUAACAUUUACACCAAAAUAUGCUUUGCACUUUUCUUUUAAAUCCCUUAUAAGUGAAGUCCCUUUAAACUUUCGAAACUUGGGGAUACAAAGCCAUGGUUUGCCAUAAAUAUUUCAUAAGAGACAUAUUUGCUGUAGUUCUUCUUUUAUUUCUGAACAUUGUAAAAGAGUGCAAUUGAGUCAAAUUCUUAGUGUUUUACAAACAUGAGUUUUAACAUUUCCUAGCGCUAAAUAACUGUGCACUUGACACUACACGGUGCAAAUCCUCCUAUCUUAGGCAGGGAUUGUUGGUCUGAAGGGUCAUUUUUAUGCUUUUAUUUAAAAUCAGUUGCUAUUGUUUUAUAUGAUCUUAGGCUUUAGUAUAAAAUAAUUGGUGUUAAACUAUCAAGUUGUGGUGGUGGUGUCACCGAAAAGCCACAUUCUCAGCCUAAGAUGGACAUGAUGCUUUAUGUUUUACAAUACUGCAGUGGUUGUCAAAAUGAUUUUCCUGCACACUGUACCGUUUAACUGACACCCAGGGGUAAAUACACUUGUUUAUUCUUUGUAUAUUUGGUGACUGUAUUGUCAUAGAUGUACAUAUUGUGUCGGUAGGGCUCUGAGGCAUGUAACAAGAAUGUAAUUUUCUCCAAAUUUACACUCACUAGCAGUUAUUUUAUUUAAAACAACAACCACAAAAAUUCAAUAAUGAUUAUUUGUAUUGGCACUUUGCACCAGAAAACAUAUCAUUAUUUAUUGACGUGGUUAAUUAUUUGUUCUCCACCUUGUAUUAGUAAGUUUUGCCACUGAGUUUCUUCUACAUUGCUGUUUGUAUUAAAAAAAAAAAAAAGAGAGAGAGAGAGAAAGGAAGGAUGCUGGAAAAAAAAAACUUUCAAGGAAUCAUCGUAAAUAUUAAGUUAUUCAUCACCAGUCUGUAAGCAAUAUUUUGAGUUUGUAGCUUAGAAUAGAAGGACAUUGAACACCUGGAACACAAGUUAAUUUCAUCUUGAAAUCAUGGUGAGAUAUUUUGGAUAGAUCAAUUCCUUGAGCUAAUGUAACCAUGUUUUAUUGCAAAGAUGUAAAAUAUGCCAGAUGUGUUCAGUUGGAAAUAAAAAAAAAAAAAAAAUGAAAAA